Gossypium arboreum is the source of this 1617-nucleotide messenger RNA. RefSeq names its product tryptophan--tRNA ligase, chloroplastic/mitochondrial. Gene Ontology annotation, biological process: tryptophanyl-tRNA aminoacylation. The transcript has 15 exons. Gene Ontology annotation, molecular function: ATP binding; tryptophan-tRNA ligase activity. The record is from RefSeq and is a predicted model, not a curated record. Gene Ontology annotation, cellular component: chloroplast; mitochondrion. NCBI's taxonomy places the organism in Eukaryota, Viridiplantae, Streptophyta, Magnoliopsida, Malvales, Malvaceae. The coding region runs from base 72 to 1313 and encodes 413 amino acids.
CUCCCUCGUUAUCGCUGGAUAUAUCUUUUCCCAAAAUCACAGUUUGAAAAAAAAAAAAAAAAAGGAAAAAAAUGGGACGCGCAGUUCUCUCUCAAUUUCUCACCCUUUCUCCUCGCCUCUCAUCUUCACUGUUUUGCGGCAGACUUGGAAGUAAAUACUUGAAAAGGCCUGGAUUCAUCCGUCAUAACCGUACUAUAAAUGGAUACAAUGGCGCUGGUUUCCGUUGCUGCUGCAGUGUCUCGCUCUCGCAGCCAGCUGUUCCCGAGACUUCUUCUAUCCCGGUGAGGAAGAGGAUAGUGUCUGGAGUCCAGCCAACAGGAGCUAUCCACCUUGGGAAUUAUCUUGGAGCCAUAAAGACUUGGAUUGAGCUUCAGAACUCAUAUGACACACUCUUUUUCAUUGUGGACCUCCAUGCGAUUACACUACCAUAUGAUACACAGCAACUAUCUAAGGCAACAAGGAAUACAGCAGCUAUUUAUUUGGCAUGUGGUGUGGACACCUCAAAGGCUUCUGUCUUUGUGCAGUCACAUGUUCGUGCUCAUGUAGAAUUGAUGUGGCUACUGAGUUCUGCCACACCAAUUGGUUGGCUAAAUAGAAUGAUUCAGUUUAAAGAGAAAUCUCGCAAGGCGGGAGAUGAAAAUGUUGGAGUUGCUUUAUUGACCUAUCCUGUUCUGAUGGCUUCUGAUAUUCUUUUGUAUCAGUCUGAUUUAGUUCCAGUAGGUGAAGAUCAGAAGCAGCAUUUGGAGUUGACUCGUGAGUUGGCCGAGCGUGUUAACUAUUUAUAUGGAGGAAGGAAGUGGAAAAAGUUGGGAGGGCGUGGUGGUGCUAUUUUUAAGGUUCCUGAGCCCCUUAUACCGCCAGCUGGAGCACGAGUCAUGUCCCUAACAGAUGGUCUUUCAAAGAUGUCCAAAUCUGCACCUUCUGAUCAGUCUCGCAUCAAUCUUCUUGACCCCAAGGAUGUGAUAGCAAACAAGAUAAAGCGUUGCAAGACUGACUCAUUUUCAGGCAUGGAAUUUGACAGUCCUGAACGUCCUGAAUGCAACAAUCUUCUUUCGAUAUAUCAGCUAAUUUCGGGCAAGACAAAAGAGGAAGUUGCACAGGAAUGCCAAGAUAUGAACUGGGGCACAUUUAAAACCCUCCUGACAGAUGCAUUGGUUGAUCAUUUACAUCCUAUACAGGUUCGGCAUGAAGAAAUUAUUUCUGAUCCAGCUUAUUUGGACGGAGUCUUGGGAGAAGGGGCUACUAAAGCUGCAGCUAUAGCUGAUGCUACUCUUAGUAAUGUCUACCAGGCAAUGGGCUUCUUGUAUAGAUGAGUGAAUUGGUUUGCGUACAAACCUUAAUGUGACUUUUAGAUGAUUUAUCAUCGCCCACCAUUUUUUGGAGUAUAUACCCAUUGAAAUGGUCUAAAUGAGUGCAAAGGUUAUUUCUUUGAAGGCCCACAAAUUGUUUGAUGGAGUUUCCUCUACCUCAAAUUUCCAGAUAGGUGCCAUUAUAUCCCUUAAUGCUCUUUAAAGAUGGGGCUUUCUUACUUUUUUUUACCAAGACAAUUUUAUUUGUAUAAAAAUACAGCGAUCCUAAUUAAAAUUUAAACUCUUUCAUGUUUUGCAUGGGAACAAA